AUGAGUGCCAUUGCUAAGAAAAGAAACGUUGACGUUAAGAUAAACGGUGUCACGUGUACGAUGGACUGGGAUCCGGGCGCGUCAGUUUCCAUUAUAAGUAUAGAUUUUUGGAAACAGAUCGGAUCACCAACGCUUAAAGGGAAGCCAAAACUACGGGCUUAUGGCAAUUUCGAUUUACCUUGCCAAGGGGAAGCUACAGUGACAGUGACGCUGAACAAGCGAACGCGAUCUUUGAAAGUAGUCGUGGUGGACAACGCGAAUCCAAUGUUAUUUGGCUUAGAGUGGAAUGAAGCCUUCAAUUUGCCACUGCCCGAACCAGUGUACAACGUAGAUCGUGUCAACAACCACGUGCAGCCGACAACGAAACCACUGCAUCAGAAGUUAAAUGACAUAUUGGAAGAGAACAAGCAGCUAUUCGAAGAAGGACUGGAAAAAAUAAAUAACUACCAAGUUAAAAUUCACGUAAAGGAAACAGCAACACCAAUACAUAUUCCAGCCAGGCCAGUCCGAUUCGGAAUUCAAAAAAACGUGGAAUUCGAACUUGAAAGGUUACAGCAGCUUGGAAUAAUCUCACCUGUUGACCCCAAAGAAACACCGAUCGAAUGGGCAACACCCACUGUCAACGUGGUUAAACGGAACGGAAAUAUACGUAUUUGUGGUGAUUUUCGUGUUACACUGAAUCCAGCACUAGUAACAAUACGACAUCCAGUACCAACAUUCGAAAACAUCCGUCAGCAGCUUGCCAAGGGUGAGAAGUACACGAAAUUAGAUCUACGCGAUGCCUAUCUACAAUUCGAGAUUAGUCCAGAGUCAAGAAAAUACCUAAUCAUAUCCACACACAAAGGGUAUUUUCAGUAUAACCGUAUGACUCCUGGUAUAUCGAGUGCACCCGGAACAUUUCAAAAUUAUAUGGAAAAUCUACUUGCUGGCAUACCCAACGUUGCAAUCUAUUUCGACGACAUAGGCAUUACAGGUCCAGAUGAAGAUAGCCAUCUAAGAUCAUUAAGAGAAGUUUUUAAACGUCUGCGUGAAGCUGGUUUUCGUAUCGAAAAGAACAAAUGUAGCUUUUUUCAAGACAGUAUCGACUAUUUGGGCCAUCAAUUCAACCGAAAAGGGAUCUAUCCAGUGGAAGACAAGCUGAUAGCAAUAAAAAAUGCUGCAAUACCCAGUAACAAGAAGGAGUUACGAUCCUUUCUGGGAUUGGUCAAUUUUUACGAGAAAUUCAUACCCAACUUACAUGGAGCAUGUUCCGAACUAGACGCAUUAACUGGUACAAAGUCGCAAUGGCGAUGGUCAAUAAAGGAACAGAAACAAUUUGAUAAUGUUAAACAUAUGAUAGCUAGCGCCCGUCAUCUAACUCCUUACGAUCUCACAAAACCGCUUUAUUUGGCAACAGACGCAUCCGAUGUAGGCCUUGGUGCUGUUCUAUAUCAUCAGGACGAGGCUAACAACGAGUUACCUAUCGCCUACGCGUCACGAAAAUUGAACGAAGCAGAACAAAAAUACGCUACCAUUGACAAGGAGGCAUUAGCAAUUUUUUUCGCCGUGAAGAAAUUUGAUCCAUAUUUACGUGGAACAAAGUUUACAUUAAUUACGGAUCACAAGCCGCUUCAACACCUGUUGGGAGACAAACGAAAUUUGCAAAAAAUCGUAAACAACCGUCUGACGAGAUGGGCACUAAUGUCAGGUGCAUACAAUUACGAUAUACAGUAUCGUCAAGGCAAAUACAAUAUUCUAGCUGAUUGCUUAUCACGCUUACCAAACGCACAUGAAGCAAUUUCGGAGGAAGCGCAGAAGAUUCAUAAAAUUUAUGCGGUAAUUCAAAUAUGGAAGCUUGAUGAUAUUGUACUAACAGAACAGGAACUUAGGAAGCAGACGAAACAUAACCUAAUAUUACGACGAGUAAUUGAGUUAAUUGAGCGUCACUGGCCAGACACGAAGUGUAUCAACAACGAGCUGAAACCAUACUACGACAAACGGGAGGAACUAUCAUACGAAAACGGUAUUUUGAUGUGGCAAGGACGAAUUAUCGUGCCCGAUAAUCUUCAAGAAGUAACAUUGAGGCAUCUUCAUAGAGGGCAUCCAGGCAUUGGCUCUAUGCGUGCGUCAGUGAGGUACUAUGUAUGGUGGCCGAACAUCGACAAGGACGUGGAACAUACAGUGAAAUCAUGCAUGUGGAUUGUGCUUGUUGAUGCUUUAUCAAAGUGGGUAGAAGCAGAUGUACUUUAUGCUGCCACCACAAGAACUUUGUGCGAAUUCCUAGAGGAGAAGUUUAUAACAUUUGGUUAUCCGGAAAUUAUCGUGUCGGAUAAUGGUAGUCAAUUUACGUCAGAAGAGUUUCGAAAUUAUUGUCAAAGUCAUGGAAUAAAACAUGUAACGUCUUCACCGUACCAUCCGAAAACCAACGGACUAGCCGAACGAUUCGUACGAACAUUCAAGGGGCGCAUGAAAGCCAGUGAAUAUGAUGGUUUAUCACAACGUCAGCGCUUGCGCACAUUUCUAUUUACAUAUCGAAACACACCACACUCCUUUACAGGGAAGGCACCAUCUGAAUUUUUGCUAGGUCGACGCCUGAGUUACAUAUCCAACCCAACCCAAUAA
Messenger RNA from Hermetia illucens (black soldier fly), 2601 nucleotides. RefSeq lists its product as uncharacterized. The transcript has a single exon. Gene Ontology annotation, biological process: DNA integration. The record is from RefSeq and is a predicted model, not a curated record. NCBI's taxonomy places the organism in Eukaryota, Metazoa, Arthropoda, Insecta, Diptera, Stratiomyidae. Gene Ontology annotation, molecular function: nucleic acid binding. The coding region runs from base 1 to 2601 and encodes 866 amino acids.